Messenger RNA from Ziziphus jujuba (common jujube), 636 nucleotides. RefSeq names its product LEAF RUST 10 DISEASE-RESISTANCE LOCUS RECEPTOR-LIKE PROTEIN KINASE-like 1.1. The record is from RefSeq and is a predicted model, not a curated record. Gene Ontology annotation, molecular function: polysaccharide binding. NCBI's taxonomy places the organism in Eukaryota, Viridiplantae, Streptophyta, Magnoliopsida, Rosales, Rhamnaceae. Bases 1 to 636 code for a protein of 211 amino acids. The transcript has a single exon.
AUGGCUGUAGAUCCUUUGUUUGUUGUGUUCCUUCUCACUCGUCUUAUGCUGUUUAGCUUGGCUCAACAACAGGGACAUAAUGAAAGUUGUGGAGCAUUUGUGUGUGGAAAUCUAGGCGAGAUCUUCUUCCCUUUUAAGGAUUCAUCGGGGCUGCCUGGUGAAUGUGGGUUGUAUAAAGUUAAUUGUAGCGACCAAAAUAAUCCGAAGGUCCAAUUGAAAGGAGGAGGGCACUGGUAUGGAGUAUACCAAAUCUCUCAGGCAGGUUUUAUAACCAUCAAUGACACAACGUUGCAGAAAAACUUGAAAUCCCGUAGAUGUGAAUCUUUGGAAAGUUUUGGUCUUCCAAGGCCCGACUGGUUCACUAAUGUGACUUCACCGAAUAUAAUAAGCCUCUUCAAAUGCAAACGCAGCAGUCUAAUUCACAACAUUACUUCCCCUACAUCAGAUUUUCAAUAUUCCACAACCUGCGGAGAUUACAAUCUCUACUAUUCUAUUCCUACUAAACUGUUAUUAGAUAAUAGUAGCUUUCCAGAUUUCCCACAAGACAACUGUUCCUUCAUCCAGCUUCCAGCUGCCAAUUACCCUGCAAAUCCUAAUGAUUUCUUUUCAUUCUUUACUGCUAGCUUCUCUCUCUAA